UAGCUCUACCAUGCUGUCCGGAAGAACAGUGUAAAUAUUGUCGUGACGUUUAUCCACCACCAUCAGCUGCUUUGCCCCUGCAGCUUAAAACAGCAGUGAUUUUUCCACCCCGGGAUAUCCACUUUGAUUCCAUCCACAUCUCUUUUUGUUGCUCCUGUCUCUGAUUCUCUGUAUCUGUUCCCGACCCGCUUGAUUCUUGUCCCUAACAUGCAGAAAAGAAAGAAGCCUGAACCGAUCCAGCUGAACCCGAUUCCUGAUGGAAACACUAUCAACGGAACAGGAGCCUCAGAAACAAACUUGGAGGCUUUGCAGAAAAAGCUGGAGGAGCUUGAGUUGGAUGAGCAGCAACGAAAACGCUUGGAGGCCUUCCUGACACAGAAGCAGAAAGUGGGAGAGCUGAAGGAUGAUGACUUUGAGAAGAUCUGCGAGCUCGGCGCAGGCAACGGAGGCGUCGUUUUUAAGGUCUCACAUCGACCAUCCGGUCUGAUUAUGGCCAGGAAGCUGAUCCACCUGGAGAUUAAGCCAGCCAUCAGGAACCAGAUUAUCCGGGAGCUGCAGGUGCUACAUGAGUGUAACUCUCCGUACAUAGUGGGCUUCUAUGGUGCGUUUUACAGCGAUGGAGAAAUCAGCAUCUGCAUGGAGCACAUGGAUGGUGGCUCUCUAGACCAGUCACUGAAGAAAGCAGGCAAAAUCCCAGAGGAGAUUCUUGGCAAAGUCAGCAUUGCUGUCAUCAAAGGUCUUUCCUACCUGCGUGAGAAGCACAAGAUCAUGCAUAGAGAUGUCAAGCCUUCUAACAUCCUGGUGAAUUCCCGCGGUGAGAUCAAGCUGUGUGACUUUGGUGUGAGCGGACAGCUCAUAGACUCAAUGGCCAACUCCUUUGUGGGAACUCGCUCUUACAUGUCGCCAGAGCGUCUGCAGGGAACACAUUACUCUGUUCAGUCAGACAUCUGGAGUAUGGGUCUGUCUUUGGUGGAAAUGGCCAUCGGACGCUUCCCUAUCCCUCCACCUGAUUCCAAGGAACUGGAGCAGAUCUUUGGAUUUCCAGUGGAAGGGGAGGCAGCCUCCAGCGAGUCCCCAAAACCGUGCCCCCCUGGACGUACAGGCAGCUCAUGUGGACCAAACAGUAGACCACCAAUGGCUAUAUUUGAGCUACUCGAUUACAUAGUUAAUGAGCCCCCACCAAAGCUCCCUGCAAUAUUUAGCGCUGAAUUCCAGGAGUUUGUGAAUAAAUGCCUGAUUAAGAAUCCUGCAGAGAGAGCAGACUUAAAGCAGCUGAUGGUGCAUCCUUUUAUCAAACAAUCCGAGGCAGAAGAGGUGGACUUCGCCGGCUGGCUCUGCAGCACCAUUGGACUCAGUCAGCCUGCGACACCCACCCAUGGCACCAGCAUGUGAGACUGUCGACUGCAGAGCCAUAACCAGACCAAUCAAAAAGACGUUUUGGUUGCUUUUUAUUAUUGCUAAGUGUUUCCAAAGUAAGCAAUGUGUUAAUCUUACAGGUGCAUCUCAAUAAAUUCAGAAGUUAUGAAAGGUUAAUUUCCAUUAUUUAAGUCAUGAAGUGAAACUUAGACUCAUUACACAGAGGAACAUGUUUAAACACUUAAGUCUGAUGUUUAUGGAUUACAGCUGAUAAGAACCCAAAAUUAUGUUUAUCAAAAAACUGAAUAUAAGACAAGAGCAUGUCUAUGCACCAUUCAGUAUGCACUCAACACUUGAAGAGCUUUUCAUAUGCGGCUCUGAAGAGGUGUUUAUGGAAUCCAGGUUACUUUAAUAGCGAUUUUCAGAUCAUUUGCAUCGUUUGGUUUGAUGUCUCUCAAUGCUCUACAGAUUCUCUGUAUGGUUUAGUUCUGGUUAGUUUGCUGAGCAGUCAAACACAGUGAGACCAUGGUCAUUAUAGCAGAUAUUAGUCCUGCUUUUAAGCUCAUCAGCAGACGGAAUCAUGAAGUCGUUCAGAAAUGUUCCUGGUUGAUGGCUGAGAUGACCUUGGAACUGUAGAGCAGCUGCUUCCUGUUCCACUUCUAGGUUUUCCAAUGCAAGUAAAAAUCUACAUUUUUUGGGCAGAGUUGUUAAGGUAGUACCAAUUAGACUGCUGAAAUUGAAGUUGCUCCUCCUGACUGAUCUCCAAAUGAAAUGCAAACUUUACUUCCCUCUAAAGACCUGACUUUUGAAUUCAGUCCUUUUUAUUCCAUCUGUGUGGAGGCUUGUGACUCCAGCUGCAGUCCACACCUUGUCAAUCUCCCACAAGACUUUCACUUUUUAUGAAUGUGCUUUGAACUGGCACUUUGAAUAGCUGGUAACUUCAGAAAUUCAGUCCCUUUAUAGUCCAAUGAUUUAUUUUCUACAAACUUAAAAUAUAUUAUGUAUAAUGUAUCAAGUUUCACUUUAAUUGCUGAAAUAAGCAUUUGUAACAUUUUGAGAUGUACCUGUAAAUCCACUGUACAAACUUGCAUACAGAAAUAAAUUGUGUACUAGACAGCUGUUUAGGUCAUCUUAAGAGACCUGAUUGAAAAGCCAUCUUUUUGUAACAAUACAGCCAUGUAAAAAUACUGCUGCUAAACCUCAGCGCUUGACAUUCCUCCUCAAUCAUAUACAACACAACCGUUCUGCUCACGUAAUGUGCUGAAUUGGUAUGAUUAAGCCUUUUUAUCUGAAGGAAUGUUUCAAGGUCUAUUGUCAGUUGCACCAGGGUUAAAGGGUCACAUCCUACUUCUGUAUGCAUAGACAAUCAUUUCUCAGAGAAAGUCAUGAAAGAAUCUUGGCCAACCUGUGUAUUUUGAAAACUCUUAAUGCUGAUGUCAUGAUUUAUUGUGCAUCCCUUGCCCUUCAUCCACUCCACACAGCUUUGUUGGCUUUUGUGAUAUGUAUCUUGUGAAUUAAAUAGUUUAAAUAAUA
Messenger RNA from Gambusia affinis (western mosquitofish), 2889 nucleotides. It is a transcript of the gene map2k1, whose product is annotated as mitogen-activated protein kinase kinase 1. The transcript is spliced from 11 exons. The record is from RefSeq and is a predicted model, not a curated record. Gene Ontology annotation, biological process: protein phosphorylation. NCBI's taxonomy places the organism in Eukaryota, Metazoa, Chordata, Actinopteri, Cyprinodontiformes, Poeciliidae. Gene Ontology annotation, molecular function: protein kinase activity; ATP binding. The coding region runs from base 208 to 1392 and encodes 394 amino acids.